AGCCUGUUUCAGGCCCAACCCACUCUCUCCUUCUGGGCAAGUCUCAGAAGAGGUUUUAGAGGGUUUUGCCGCGAAGGCACAAUCGCAGAAUGGAGUUCGAGAAGAGAAAGGCGGCGACGCUAGCGUCACUGGGCUCAGUCGACGCUGACAAGUCACCGAAGGGCACGUUGGACGCUCCCAUCAUCCCCCUCCUCAAUACCCUCAACCACCACCCCUCCUACUUUACCACCAGCUCCUGCUCCGGCCGUGUCUCUAUUCUAGCCCAGCCCAAACACUCCACCACUCUCAACAAAAAAGCCCGAGGCGGUGCUUGGCUCUUCGUCUCCCACGACCCGGCCGAUCCCGACUCGGUCCUCUCCCUCCUCUUCCCUACCGAGUCGACUCAGCAACCGGAAUCCGAACUCGUCCUCAGGUUCGAGCCGCUCAUCAUAGCCGUCGAGUGCAAAGACCUAUCUUCGGCUCAGUCAUUGGUCUCCAUAGCCAUAUCCUCCGGGUUCAGAGAGUCCGGUAUUACAAGCGCGGGCAAGCGCGUGAUCGUGGCGAUUCGGUGCUCGAUUCGGCUGGAGGUGCCGCUGGGGACCACCGAUACAGUCAUGGUCUCGCCCGAGUUUGUCCGGUACCUCGUCGGCGUGGCGAAUGAGAAGAUGGAGGCUAAUAGGAAGCGAACCGAAGGGUUUUUUCGUGCUUUGCAGCGGAGCGAUGGGUUUUCAGAGUGCGACGGCGGCGAUCGGACGGCGGUGGAUGCGGCAUUGAGUGACGGGAACGGCUCGAUGUGUGGCGGGGGCGCUCACGUGGAAGAAAGAGAUGGCGAGACGCAUUUGGGGACGGUGGGAGGUUUGGGUUGUAGUCUGUCUGUUGUUCCAAUGGUGAUUGUUGGUGAACCUGUGGAGAAGCUUUUCCUUUGGGGUCACUCAUCUUGUGUACUCGAUGACAAAGACGAGAACAAAGUUAUGGUAUUUGGUGGUUUUGGAGGCAUGGGAAGGCAUGCAAGAAGAAGCGAAUCUUUACUGCUUAAUCCAUUUUCUGGCACUUUAAAAGUGAUUAAUCUGGAUGGCAGUCCAACUCCACGUUUAGGCCACACUUGUUCUUUGGCUGGAGAUUGCGUGUUUGUUAUUGGAGGCAGGGCCGAUCCUGUGAAUAUUCUAGAUGAUGUAUGGGUCCUAAAUACAGCAAAAAGCGAUUGGAGAUUAGCAGGAUGUAUUGGCAGUGUUUUUCCUCCCAGGCAUAGGCAUGCAGCAGCUGUUGUAGGCUCAAAGAUAUAUUUAUUUGGUGGACUUAACAAUGAUUCAAUCUCUUCAUCCUUUCAUGUCCUUGACACAGUUAACCUGCAGUGGAAAGAGUUACUGGUUGGCGGGGAAUGGCCGUGCGCCCGUCAUUCUCACUCAAUGGUGGCAUAUGGCUCUCGGCUAUUUAUGUUUGGAGGGUACGAUGGUGAGAAAGCACUUGGAGACUUGUAUAGUUUUGACGUUCAAACAUGUCAAUGGAAGAAGGAAAAGACUGCAGGAAGAAGUCCACAAGCUAGGUUUUCCCACUCAAUGUUCGUGUACAAAAAUUAUCUUGGGGUUAUUGGUGGUUGUCCAGUCCGACAACAUUGUCAAGAGUUGGCAUUACUUGAUUUGCGGCUCCGCAUGUGGAAGCAUGUGACACUUGAUUCUGUCGGAAAAGAUUUGUUUGUGCGAAGUACAGCCAAUAUCUUUGGUGAUGAUCUUGUUAUGAUCGGUGGUGGGGCAUCUUGUUAUGCAUUUGGAACAAAGUUUAGUGAGCCAGUGAAAAUCAACUUACUACCCUUGAUAUCUAUAAAUGACAAUCUUGUGCCUUCUAAAAUUAGACAAAUGCAUGAUACCCAUGGAAAUAAUGAGAAGACAGGAGAAAAGAAUGAUUUCCAACCUCAAAGAGUUGAAAAUGCAGAGACUUUAACGGAAGCUCCUGGCUUGAACUCUGAGAGUGAAUUACCUGGAGCGAACGGGAAUCAUUCACAUUGGGUUCUACAACUUGAAAAGAAACAUGCAAAAUUAGGGAAGGACAUAUUGAAAAAAUUUGGAUGGUUAGAUCUUGAGAGGAAGGUCUAUUCUUGGGAGGAUGGAAUACACAUUUGUUUCCCUGUGACCAAAAACUUUUGUGGUGUAUUUCAUGAAAGGAAGCAUCAUUCGUCAGAUGAAUUUGAAGGUUACAGCGACCGUCAUCUAUCUAAACCAUUUACUGGAAAAGGGCUUUUGUUAGAUGAGGUAUCUUGUUUGGAAGCCUUGAAUCUUUUAAAGGAGUGUGGUGCCAUGAAGCUGGUAGAUGAGGUAGUUGAAGUCAAAAGAGUGGUGAAGUCUCCCUUGAAAGUAAUGAAUGAGGCUGUGGCCUCUUUGAUAAAGCAUAAAGACCUUUCAGAACAACUGUUAGAGGAGCUACCCACAAGAUGGGAGCGACUUGGUGAUAUUGUUGUGCUUCCAGUCACAUCCUUCAAGGAUCUAGUAUGGGACACAAUUGGGGCUGAGCUUUGGCCUAUUGUUGCCAAAUCACUUAAUGCUCGUCGUCUUGCUCGCCAGGGCCGAGUUGCACCAACUGGUACAAGGGACAGUACUUUGGAGAUUCUAGUUGGAGAUAAUGGUUGGGUUGAUCAUCGCGAAAAUGGAAUUCUCUAUUCUUUCAAUGCUACAAAGUGUAUGUUCUCCUGGGGCAAUCUUUCUGAGAAGCUUCGUAUGGCCCGUCUAGACUGUAAAGAUGAGGUUAUUGUUGAUUUGUUUGCCGGAAUUGGAUAUUUUGUGCUGCCGUUUCUUGUCAGGGCAAAUGCAAAACUUGUUUAUGCUUGUGAAUGGAAUCCCAAUGCCAUUGAUGCACUGCAGCAUAAUCUACAAGCCAAUUCUGUGUCUGAUCGUUGUAUUAUACUUGAAGGAGAUAACCGUAUUACGGCACCUAAAGGUGUUGCUAAUCGAGUUUGUCUUGGUCUCCUUCCAACAAGUGAGGGCAGCUGGGCAACUGCUGUAAGGGCAUUAAGGAGUGAGGGUGGGAUAUUACAUGUGCAUGGGAAUGUGAAAGACUCAGAGGAGGGUUUGUGGACGGAACAUGUUUUGAAAUCAGUAUCUGAAAUGGCUAGAUCUGAAGGUCAUUGUUGGGAAGUUUCAAUAGACCAUGUGGAGAGGGUGAAGUGGUAUGCCCCGCACAUCCGCCACCUUGUUGUUGAUGUGAGAUGCAAAGAGACUCAAAGAUAGCACUUAAACCUUAUGUUUAUUGAAGGUAACAAAUUAAGCUUCUGCUUAUGAAGCUUAAAGUUAUGGUUUUUGAGUUCUGUCACGUGCAUGGCCCCGAGCUGAUUUACCUUUGUUGUUGUACUUAACGUAGCACUGUAGCAGCAGCAUUUUUUUCUUUGAUUCCCAGCAAUUUUGCUGCUCGGAUUGCUAAUAAUUCGGACAACAUAUGUGAGAACUUCUAUGGGGUCACUUACCAGAGCAGGUCUCAUGCAGCCGGCCCUUCUGCUUGGGUAAAGUGGGGUCUUCUCACAUUUACUGGCCAGAUUGUUGGAUCCUUUUUCUUUAGUCGUGUAGCAGGAGCAUUAAAAACCCGCAAUUGCAUGGGGUCCCAUUGAUCCAGUAGGCCAGCGUAAGUCGUAUGGAAUGCUUUGUAGAAGUCUUGAAUCAAAUUGCUGGGUAAGUGGGUAUAAUUUUAUUAGCAUUUUUUAUAGAUCAAUGUGGGAAUUGGGCCAGGAGAAAAAGAAAGCGGUGGGGGUGGAUGGUACUUUCCAACUGUACACUAAUGACACCUGAUUAACGCAUGCAAUCGACACCCAUACGGGGCAGCAUUAAUGCAAAGUUUGUCUUAUUAAGUCCCCAAGUAUUUGUUCUUUGAUUUGGUUACUAUAACUUUUACUACGAGCGCUUACAAAAUUAUAUGGGAAUCCGCAUUUUAUAAAA
Alnus glutinosa is the source of this 3896-nucleotide messenger RNA. Its product is annotated as tRNA wybutosine-synthesizing protein 2/3/4. Gene Ontology annotation, biological process: tRNA methylation. The record is from RefSeq and is a predicted model, not a curated record. Gene Ontology annotation, molecular function: tRNA methyltransferase activity; protein binding. The transcript is spliced from 9 exons. NCBI's taxonomy places the organism in Eukaryota, Viridiplantae, Streptophyta, Magnoliopsida, Fagales, Betulaceae. The coding region runs from base 90 to 3197 and encodes 1035 amino acids. Gene Ontology annotation, cellular component: cytoplasm.